Xyrauchen texanus (razorback sucker) is the source of this 9074-nucleotide messenger RNA. Its product is annotated as bromodomain adjacent to zinc finger domain protein 2A-like. The transcript has 29 exons. The record is from RefSeq and is a predicted model, not a curated record. Gene Ontology annotation, cellular component: rDNA heterochromatin. Lineage: Eukaryota; Metazoa; Chordata; Actinopteri; Cypriniformes; Catostomidae. Gene Ontology annotation, molecular function: DNA binding; protein binding. The coding region runs from base 1 to 7227 and encodes 2408 amino acids.
AUGUCGGCCACAGCAGUGUUCACUGGCUCUUUCUCAGAGUCUAAUCUGAAUGGCGAAAUGAAUGUGAAUGGCAUCACUACUGCAGGAGGGACAAGCCAGCCUAGUGCCCACCCUCCCUCUUCUUCCUCUUUCCCUCAUAUGGGCAACCAUCAACACACAGGCAGCAUUGGAUAUGACUAUCUGUGGGCUCAGUCUCAAUAUAACCCAGCUUUGGGCCCUGGCACCUCCCAAGGAUUGCACCAGAAACCAGGCUCCCAGGGGGCAAUCCAACCACAGCAGCCGCAGCACCACUUUCAGGGGCAUGGACAGUACCUGGUCAACGGUAGUAUGGGGCCUUCCCGGCAGCCCCCGGGUACUGGGUCACAGUACUGGGGUAGGGACAAUCCUGGGCAACAGCAAGGGGGAUCUCCAAUGUCCAUGGGAUAUAACUCUCACAGCAUGUAUGGGGCAUAUCCAAAUCAGGGGCAUCCUGGCAUCCCACCAUCACAAAAUCACCAGCAUCCUCCAUCCAUGCAGCACCAGCCUGCAACAGCGCAUCAUCUCCAACAGCAUUCACACCAGCAGCUGCCACAACAACAGCAGCAGCAGUAUGGUAUGAUGCAGAAUGGAAUGCCAUAUUACCAACAUCCAUCACACCCAACCACCCAACCGCAGACCCGGCCUCAAUCUCAAGCCCACAGUCAGAUGAUUCCACCCACUGCGCAGAAUUAUACGCCUCCACAAGGAAGCCCCCAGCACCAUCACAUGUGCAGUGGAGGCAGCAGUAGUCCCCUCAACAUCCAGGUCCCUGUGAGGUCUCCUUCUGCAAUGCCUGAUGGCAGUUCGCCUAAGAGCAGGGAGAUGCAAGUUCGGAUGAAUGACACCUUUAAAGAAAAGGAUAAAGGCUACAAUGGAGUAGAGAGAACCUCUGUAUCCCAACAGUUGCCCAAAACUGAGGGUUUCCCCAUCAAGCCCCCUGGUUUUGUCUCCUCUGCCGAAUACAGCCAGGGUAUACAGCACCCUUUUAUGGACCUGGAGCAAUAUCAGGAGAUGGGAGCUAUAUUAAAGGAACUCAGUCCUCCUCUUGUCUCUGGACCUCCUUCACCACUAUCUAGUUCUCCUCGAAAAGCAUCAACCCUGCCUCAUCAAACAAUCUCUGGACCUGCUUCUGGGCAGCAUUCACAUUCUCCAUCUUCAGAUGGUCCUCAACUGUGUGGUUUAUCUACGCUGCCUUCUAAGACAGGUGUCAGAGUCAAUGCAUCUGUGCCGACAGCAGGUGGUUCACCUCCAAGACUUGGUAAAACGUUUUCAAUGUCUUCUCCUAAGAGCGCUCCACCUCCUGUUUCUCACAGCCAAACUGUGACAUGUUCUUCUAAGACCAUGACACAACCUCCAGCGGUGCAUGUGCUGCCUCAAACAGCUCCUGUACCUCUGGUAGAGACACAGGGCUCAAAAAGUCCACCGAUUUCUCCAACACCUCUAUCUUUAGCUGCGUCUCCAUCUGUUGUCUCUGCUCCUGCACUGGCACAUCUCAAAGGACCCCAAGAGGCAUCAACUCUAACAGGUCAGAGUCCUAAACAUCCUGCUGCUUCCUCAACAGAUAACAUCAUCUUUCCUUUCAUUGUCGUCAAUCCUGUUCUUGCUGCCUCUCAAAUGGCUUCAUCUACUUUGGCUUCGACUGCUCCUCAUUCUGCUGUUAAGUCUCCUCAAGCAUCCACAGCACCUCCCAGUGUUUCUAUGGCAAAUGUGGACACCGUCUCUUCUCGCAGUCCAGCCCAGUUGGGUUCUCAUGAAGUAGAACACCAGACCUUUGGAGAAACGCACUCUUCUCAGAAAACUCUCAGUACAUAUGAGAUGAAUGAUUCACUGAGCAAAGCUGAAGUCGACAGCACCACCUCCAUAAAGGUGUCCAAAGGUGAGGCCCAAUUUGAAAUGCACAAGGUUCAAACUUAUCGUAGAGACCUUGAACCGGCUUUCAGUGUUCCAAAGGAAGCUGAGAGAGACAGUAUGUCAGUUGUCAAAAAGGACUCUAAUUAUAUCAGAAAUUAUACUUUAAAAGAUACCAUUGGCACUGACGCAUUGAUGAACCACUCAUCCUUGGCUGAGUCAACCUACCUUGAAAGCUCAAGAGCUGAGGAUGCAAGUUUUAUGAUGGACACCUUUGAUGAUUCUUAUAGCAUUUCUCUGACUGAAGACCAAUCAAAGUUUACAGAAGGAUCCAUGAUUGAUGACUCCAGGGACACAUCUUUCAUGGAAGAGAACUUGAACAGCUCUGUGACCUCUAGCAGUUCCACUGAGGAAACCUCCCUUAAAGAUAACUCAUUUCUGCUGAACGACUCCAUAAAUGAAACCUCACAAUACAACUCAUCCCUGCUCUCUGCAUCUAUAAAUGCCUCUACUCAAUCCAUUAAAGGUGAUGAGAAUGGACUUGAUUCCCCAGACAUAUCUGAAGGUGAGAGAAGAUCAGAGUUCUCAUCAAUGAGAGUUCAGGGCCUGCAAGUGGUUGUCUGCGGUUCUAUUGAUGGGGCAACCACACAUAUACCACCAUCUGAAACUCUAAUUGCCAUACCAAUAAAAAAGCCAAGAAAGCCCAGAACCCCAAAGACCACAGUUGCUACUGCUGGAGGAUCUCCUGAUUCCAAGCCUAAGAAGCGAACAUUUACCUCUGACAUUCCAAAAGAGGGAAAAGUUAGGAGGAGAAAGAAAAAUGAAGAGAAGCCACCGAAUGCAAGGAAGAAGAGAAGGCUCUCUAAAGAGGCACAGGAAUCAGAAGCUGUCCCUAUCGAUACGUUAACUCCUUUCAAUGCUCCACCUCAACCUUCUAAUGAGCCAGUGAUCUUUGUCUAUGACUCAAGAUUGACCAAUAAUGAAAGCCCUGAUGUCAAACCCAAGAAGAUUAGGAAGCCUAAGAGGAAACAGGGAGCAAAAGAGGCAAAGACUCUCAAAGCAGUCAAAUCUGACAUUACAGAAGCAAAAACUGAAGAUUGUGUUGAUGGCAAUGAUGACGAAGGUGAUACCCCAAGGCGAAGGGUUGCAUCUGAGGAGCAAGUCCAAUUUCCUCUGCAGCAUGGCUGGAAGCGAGAGAUUAGAGUGCGGAGGUUUGAGGAUCGGCUGAAAGGGGAAACAUGGUACUACAGCCCCUGUGGCCGUAGAAUGAAGCAAUUCCCAGAGGUCAUCAAGUUUCUGCAGAAGCAUCAGGAUACUCUCCAGGGGGUUUCGAGGGAGCACUUCAGCUUCAGUCCACGGAUGCCAGUGGGAGAUUUCUACGAGGAGCGGGGCACCCCUGAGGGUAUGAAAUGGUUCCUCCUUGCCAACGAGGAAGUGCCCUCCAUGAUCAUGGCAAUAACAGGCAAGCGUGGUCGUCCUCCUAAUCCAGACAAAGAGCCUUGUCGCCGAGCCAGAGGAGGCCAGGGAAGGCGCCCAGGCAGACCUCCCAAGUCCAAGAUGGAGGAUCUGCUCAGUAAAGUGGACGCUAGGCUAUUGAAGAGGCUGGAGGCAAAGGAGGAGCUCACAGAAGAGGAGAAAGUGAAACUUUUUAAGAUCAAGAAGAAAAUGAAGAAAAAGGCAAGAAUUAAAAGAAAUGAGGAUGCAAAGAAUAAAAAGAUAAGGCAGGAGAGAAGGAAAGCCAAGCUGGAGAAGACCAAACCGCAAGAACAGUGGGAUGAAGACCAGUCCCAGACUAUGAACCGGUCAUCAGAUAAAGACAUCCCUCCACAGGGCGCAGAACAGCCCAAGAAGCGUGGGCGCAGGAGGAAGAUCGCAGUACCAGCAGCAGAAGCAGUGGACCUGGAGAAGGCCAGCCCCAUGAAGAGGGCUGCAGGGGCCCGCAGCAAAGCCAAGGCUCUAGCCAAAGCCCAGGCUCAAGCAGAGGCCGCAGCCCAGGCUGCAAGGGCAGCGAAAAGGCAGGCAGAGAGGAGGGCGCAAGCUCAGAGACGCAUGGAGAAUAGGAAGAGACAGCAGAUUAUCCUAGAGGAAAUGAAGAAACCUGCAGAGGACAUGUGUCUGGCUGACCAUACUCACCUCCCAGCAUUGUCACGGAUACCAGGACUGCUGCUGUCGGGUUCGGCAUUCUCCAACUGUUUGAGGGUGGUUGAGUUCUUGCAUGGUUACGGGAAGAUUCUGGGGCUCCAGGUGCCCAAGGAUAUUCCCAGCCUGAGCACCCUGCAGGAGGGGCUUCUUGGCCUGCAGAAAAGUCAGGGGGAGCUGCUGGAUCUUCUGAUGAAACUGGUGGAGGCUGCUCUACAUGAUCCUGGACUGCCCUCCUAUUACCAGUCUAUGAAGAUCCUGGGGGAGAAGCUGGUUGAUCUGGAGCUAAACCACGGUACUGUGUCUGAGGUGCUGCGGAUCUUUCUGGAAGCUCAUGGCUUUGAGUUGGAGGUAUGUAAUAGUCUCCGCACAAAGAGCUUCCAGACCCUCAGUCCUGAUGUCAAAGCCUCCAUACUUGCCUUUUUGGUGGAGGAACUCAAUGCCAGCAACAUAGUCACCAGAGAGAUUGACAACACAUUGGAGAAUAUGGCAACCUACAGGAAAAACAAGUGGAUUAUAGAAGGCAAACUACGAAAACUGAAGGCUGCUCUGAUGCAGAAGACUGGCCGCCAAGAAGAGGAGUUGUGUUUUGAGGAGCGCAGGCGCAGUGCUCGUGUGGGUGUGGCCGAAGAGGAGAGCAUCGAGGAGAGCUGUGUGUUGGAGAGAGGGAGUCGCCGCAAACCAAAAGAGGAAUCCAAAGAAACAGAUAUUGAGAGCCCGAAUAAUUGUAGCAUCGUUGAGCUGGAACGUCAAAUUGAUAAACUGACCAAGCGUCAGGUUUUUUUCCGUAAGAAGCUGCUUCAGUCGUCGCAUUCCAUGAGGGCUGUUUCUCUCGGGCAGGAUCGGUACCGUCGCAGGUACCUGCUGCUCCCUUACAUGGGAUGUGUGCUUGUGGAGGGAGCCGAGGAUGUCUUGGCCUCAGGUGAUGUUCUGGUCAGUGAUGAACCUGUGAGCCCAGUGAAAUCCGAGAUUAAAAUGGAGCCUCCCCUGUCUCCAGUUCUCAACGCUUCCCAGAUCCUCUCCUCUUCUCCAUCAUCCCAACUCUCCCCUACAGUGGUAGAUCCUCUACCAGGUGAGCCCUCCCUGAUGAGCAGCCCCCGUGGACGAGGACGCCCAAGGAAGAUCAAACCUGAAGUGGAGCUCCACCUGCGAGCUGCCAAGAACCGGCGCCGGCGCCGUAGCAGCAGAUCAGGAGGUGAGGAUUCAGGUCUUAACUCCCGUGUGCAGGAUCUUACUCAGACUGCCAUCCAGGCUUUUCUCGACCAGUCGCAGGACACGGCGCCCGAUAGUGCACCAGUUGCAGCGUCUGGAGCCGGGCUGGGUGAUAACAGCCAACCGGAGGAUGGUAUGAGGGAGCAGGCAGAGAAAAGAGGCCAGUGGUUCAACCUGUUGCCUAAAGAGCCUUGUGAUGAGGCUUCUCUCUCCCAGCCAUGUGUGAAAGCUUUUGAGACUGCUGCAUCACCCAGUAAAGACAUUUCAGUCCCCAUGAAUUCUACGCCGCUUAUCGCGCUUCCACUGCAGCCUCUUCUAAUACAGUCCUGCCCACAGUUGCAGACUGCAGUUCCUCAAGUGUGCUCCACUCCAAUUCCCAGAGUUGGUAGGAGGCGCAAGAGAGGCAGCGGGCCGUCUCGUCUGCGCUCUAGAUCUGGCACAGCUAAGAGGCGGGGCCGACCACCCUCCAAUCUGUUCCAAGAUGUUGAGCUGAAGUACUUCACUCAGCUGGUGGUGAAGCCUAUUCCAUUGGAAAUGGUGAAAGGCUGGUGGUGGGUGAAAGAACCAGAGGAGCUGACGGCCAUUUUAAGCGCCCUGCACCCGCGAGGUAUUCGCGAGAAGGUGCUCCACAAACACCUUACCAAACACAUGGAGUAUCUAGCUGAGGUCUGCACACGUCCCGUCACCGACCCCAUUUUCCAGAUGACAGUGGAGGAGGGCGGUGCACUGAUGGAGGCAUCUAAACAGUCCUGGAAUGACCAUGAGAAAGUCUUGAAGAUAGACAUGAGUGUUCUUCGGUGGGUGGAAGAUUUGGAGCAGAAGGUGGUUGGUGCAGAUCUUCAGCUCAAGGUGGCCACUCCCAACACAGAGCGUGAAACAGUGGCCGAUCAGGAAUGGCCAAACUCGCAAUUUCAGAUCUUCACACCUCCUGAGGCAGACUCCACGCGGGAGGACCUGCAGUAUUACGAGCAUGAGGUGGACCCCAGAGACGACUGGAUGGUCCGUACUAAGAAGGACUGGUCUGAUCUCCUGCGAGUUCCCAACAACCCUUUGGACCUGGCUGUUCUUCGAUUGACCAACCUGGAGCGCAACAUCGAGCGCCGAUAUCUGAAGGAGCCGCUGUGGAAUCUAGCGGAGGUGGUGCGUCUAGCCCCUCUGACUCCUCCUCCUGGUGGAGAGGAAGUCCCGUUAGAUGCUGUCAGUUUGGAGAGUGAGAUCACAGCCAGGUUGAGGACGUGGCGUCAGGCUCUGGACCGCUGCCACAGUGCAUCUCAGCUUUCUCUCUGUCUGCUACAGCUGGAGAAAGCCAUAGCCUGGGAAAGAUCCAUCGUCAAAGUGACGUGUCAGGUGUGCCGUAAGGGUGAUGAUGAUGAGUACCUGCUCUUGUGUGAUGGAUGUGAUCGUGGGUGUCACAUGUUCUGCCUCAGACCAAAGGUCAUGCAGGUGCCAGAAGGUGAUUGGUUCUGUCCCACCUGCGUUGCUAAGGAAAACGGUGAUGCUUCACAAUCACAGCGCUCCGUGCGGCAGAGGUCAAAUAUGCGGAAAAGGCGCCUUGCAGAGGAUUGUUCAGGAGAGGAUGGUGGGUACAAACAAGGCAUGACCACACGACAAAAAGAUUCUGCUGCUUCCUCAAGUGGGACAAACUCCUCCCCUUCCAAGCGUAGACGGAUGACCACACGAAACCAGCCUGACCUCACCUACUGCGAGAUCAUUCUGAUGGAAAUGGAGGCUCAUUCAGAUGCAUGGCCUUUUCUGGAACCGGUCAACCCCCGCCUGGUGCCUGGCUACCGGCGCAUCAUCAAAAACCCCAUGGAUUUCCUCACCAUGAGGGAGAGAAUUCUACAGGGAGGGUACUGCAGCUGUGAGGAGUUUGCUGCUGACGCACAGCUCAUCUUCAACAACUGCGAGCUUUUCAAUGAGGACACAUCAGAUGUGGGCAAGGCCGGCCACUCCAUGCGAUGCUUCUUCGAGAGCCGCUGGGCGGAGUUUUACGACAACAAGGACAAAUAGAGAUUAUGUCACCCGUUGCAUGGGAUGAAGCAUUUAAAUGCCAUGCCCCUUUGAUGCUCAUUACUACUAAAAACUGUUUCUGGAGAGCCCUCCAGUCCUCUGUAUGCAUAUUGUGUAGAUAUAUGUAUAGAUUUGUUCUGUCUGUUUUACAAGUAUCUAUUUUUGUCCGCCCCACCUUCAUCUUAAGUUUAAAAACAUUUCCUUAUCACCUUGUAUUACACUGUACAAACUUCUCAUGUAUAUCCCAAAUUUUAUCAGUCACGCCGUUGGGGUUGAAGUACGCCUUCAGGACUUGAUUGGUUCACACUUGAUGUCACGUGACUAAUCGCCGUGAUUGGCACACCUCUAUCAGGAUGUUUUGACCACACACUUCUUUACUCUAAAGCCUUCUGCUCCAUAUUGUAUAGGUCGUGGAGCUUGUGUGUCCCCUUGAUUGAAAAUGUAACGUAACGUGCUUUCAAGACUAGAAGCAAUUUCCUCAGUAUAUUUUUUAUUAUAUACUAUAUAUACACUUAAGAAAAAACUAUUAGUUGGGAUUAUUUAAUAGCAAAAGCCUGUAGUGAAUCUGUACAGACCACAUAGUAGCGAGAUGUAUAGGUGACUCAUGAAAUGGCCAGUAAAACGUAUUAUAUCACAUGCUUUUUUUGCUUGUUGUUGAAUAUUGGUCUUGUCAACUGGAGGAUUGCCAUAAUUUAAUAUAUGGCUUUUUUAUUUGCUUUAUUGUCCUGUCACGCCCCCCAAAAACAGAACUAAGUCAGUGUUUAGUCAUGAUGGAACCUGAGGAAAUGCCAACAAAAAUUGUUAAUCGCUGUUCAGAAAGGUUAUUGGCCACAAGUUUUUAACUUCUUUGCUUUUAAUCUCUACUAGCUAGCAGAUUUGAAAGUUUUCGCUUGUAUAAUUAUUGUCUGGGGAGGGGUUCUAGACUGUAUUCAUUUAGGGUUUUAUGGAAAGGAUAUGGAUGUACGUUUGGCACUAUAGAUCAUUUUAGCUCUACUUCUCAUUGGAAGAGUUCAUUCACUGUUGUAUUCAGUAUGACUGGAUAAGAUUUGCUCUUUGCUCUCAUGAAAAUGAUGCUGAAAUCUACAGAUGUUUAAACUGUUUUAUGUGUUGGUAAUGGUGUGUGUGGUAUCUUUGAAAAAUCUGGACCAACUCAAAAAGGAUGUACAUUUUACGCUUGUGUUGUGACAUUGUUUUCGCAGAUGAAAAGGCUUUUCUUUAUCAUUAGUAAAUUGACCAAUUGAAGGUUUUAAGAAUAAACACAAUUAAGGGAAAAUAAAUGUGUUAUUUACCCUGUAGCUAUUAACGUUUAAAAUGUUCCCCUUAGAAAUUCAUAUUUUUAUCGUAGUCAUCAAAAAAAGGAUACUUUAGCACUAAGUGCAGCAUAUAUGAGAAGACCGCAGGAGAACACACUAUUCUUGUCUUGUUGGUUCAUACACUGAACUUGUUCAGUAGGAAAUUCAUCAUUCACAUUCUUUUCUUAGCCAUACAAAAGGGACAUACUUUGUUUCUUUUCUUUCUUUUUUUUAAAGACCUGAAAACAGUCCUAGGAAGUUCAAACAAAUGUGGUGUGUAGUGAGUUUUUAAUAAUGUACAGUUUUUGUGACCUUUAAAUUUGUUUCUUUCUAUAUUUUUUAGGACCAAUAUAUUGUUUUUAAGAGGUGGCAUUGAUCAUGUUUUAUGAUAAUGUAACACGUGCAUCCGUAGAAUGUACUGUAAGCAGAAAUAAAACCACAACUAGUAGACAAAAACUUGUCUCUUUUUGGCACUUUUAUGUGUGUAAGGUACAAAAUAUAUAGACUCAACUUUUGAUACAAUAAGUUUUAUAUUUUUAUAUAUAUAUCAUUUUU